Messenger RNA from Tuber melanosporum (Perigord truffle), 3021 nucleotides. RefSeq lists its product as uncharacterized. The transcript has 4 exons. The record is from RefSeq and is a predicted model, not a curated record. Gene Ontology annotation, cellular component: ERMES complex; endoplasmic reticulum. NCBI's taxonomy places the organism in Eukaryota, Fungi, Ascomycota, Pezizomycetes, Pezizales, Tuberaceae. Gene Ontology annotation, biological process: phospholipid transport. The coding region runs from base 68 to 2779 and encodes 903 amino acids. Gene Ontology annotation, molecular function: lipid binding.
UUGUUUACACCUUCAUUCUCUCCCUCAUCGAGCUCUCUAUGCCCACUGAACACCUCCUGCUCUAGUCAUGAGCCCCUUUCUUUCUUUCCUUCUCGCUUACCUGCUUGGAGGGAUUACGUUCUUGCCUCUGUUUUUGGCGCUCCUAUUUCUCUUUGCUUACCUUACCUUUCCAAUAGUUCCACUCGAUGAACCUGUUCUUUCACUCAAACUCGACACCGAUGACGAUAACCUGUUCAAAACGGACGAUGAGAAGCUUGUCAAACGCCUCAAUAACUCUGCCGAUGUUGCUGCCGGUUACUUUGCUGUUACGAGAGAGUUCGUUCCCGGCGGUGUAAAUGGGAAGCCUCCAGAACGAACAUCCCCGACUGGCAAUACCCAACCAGUCAGCGAAUCCCCUUCGGUUUAUCAGACCAUGUACCGAAGCCUUUUCGAAAGGAAAGGUAGUCCCGCGACUACCGAUGCUACGAAGAAGGCUGGCCGUAGAGCGCGCAAUGAAUUCUUUGUUGUUCUCCGACAUGGUCACCUCAUGCUCUAUGACGACUCGGAUCAGUCUGAGGUUCGACAUGUUAUCUCCCUUAGUCUCUAUUCCGUCAGUAUCUAUGGUGGAGGCGAGGAAAUACCGGAGGGUGAACUCUACAUUCGUCGGAAUGCUAUAUCCCUUUCAAGAAAAAGCAACGCUGUUGAUAGAACGCUUGAUAUGGAUGGAAAAGCUAUGCCAUUUUACUUGUUUUCGGAAAACUGCUCGCUUAAAGAAGACUUCUAUUUUGCGCUUCUAAAGAAUCUGGAAAAGUUCGAUGAAAUCAUCACCCCGCCCAUACCUCUCCGGUACGAGCAAAAGCACAUCCUGUCGCUUGUGCAGCGGUUACACUCCUCGGAGGAGCAUUUACAAUCCAACUGGGUGAACGGGUUACUUGGGCGCGUCUUCCUAGCUAUAUACAAGACCUCCGAUGUUGAGAAGUUCGUACGGACAAGGAUAACCAAAAAAAUAGCGCGAGUUAAUAAACCCAAUUUUCUUUCCAAUAUAGUGCUGCAGAAGGUGCAUGUUGGCGAGGGAUUCCCUUCCAUCACAAACCCCCGGUUAAAGGAAAUGACGGUGGAUGGUGAUUUCUGCGCUGAGGCGGACCUCACAUACGAUGGAAAUUUCCGGCUGGAGGUGGCUGCCAAGGCUACUUUGCAAUUGGCUUCUCGUUUUAAACCCAGAGAGGUCAACUUGGUUCUCAGUGUUACUCUCAAAAGACUGGAAGGCCAUGUUUUGAUCAGAAUCAAGCCUCCACCAAGCAACAGAUUAUGGAUAGCUUUCGAGACCAUGCCCAAGAUGGAGCUCGAUAUUGAACCUAUUGUUGGCUCUCGGCAGGUCAUUUGGGGUCCUGUGCUGCGAACUAUUGAGGGCCGCAUACGUGAAGUAAUUGCAGAAACACUAGUUCUCCCCCAUUACGAUGACACCCCGUUUACAGAUACCUUGUAUCAGGAGUUCCGAGGUGGCAUAUGGGAGGAUCCUGCUCCCUCCGACCCGUUGGAGGAAGGGUCCGCGGCCGAGAGGGGUUCUGUUGAUGGUGUGGAGAAGGAAGAUAACGGAGAAGCACAGCAAACACACACCGAUACACCCCUGGGAGAGACCUCCGACAAGUCGGUGAGCAUGCCAUCCCUCCCGCAAGAAGCUCUUGUGGUAGAUGGCAAGAAGGCUGCCUCGACGAUUGGCCUAAGCGAAAAUGUAGAGGGCUCACGUGGUCCAAAAUCUCCUGGAUUGAAGUCCAGUAAUGCAGUGUGGGGUAAAGACAAUGUUGUCGAUAAGGGCGCCGCAACCUCUGCUGUAAUGGCAAUGAGUCGUUCCCACUCGUCUUCAAGUCCGAAUUCGCCUUCGACCAAUUCCCACCCGGUGGCGACACCACCUUCCAAAACCAAAUUGUCGCAAAAUUCUGAAUCGUCCGCAGAGACUUCGAAUGACCAGAGAUCAGAAAGGAGUAAUCGUUCCUCGAUUUAUUCGCAAGCCGAGACGGAUGAUGCCGCGGUGCAACCUAAUAAGGACUUGGUUCGCCCUUCAACCCCAAACGGUAGUCUAUCAAAUAGCCCCACUCCGAGCUUUAUUACAAGAACCAUGACAAACGCAUCGAGUUCGAGCUCUACACUUAGCUCCCGCCCAAUCAAGACUACACCCGACAAGAUAACAGUCGCAUCUGUUGGCUCCUUGACUACGGUAGUUAGGAAUUGGUAUAAAUCACGAAAUGUGUCCGGAGAAGCCUCAGCGGAUAUCUCGACCCAGAGUGUGCGAAAGCUCCCGCCGGCAGAAAUCCCGCUCCCUCCCGCCAGGAAGACAUCGCCCAUAAGUGUGCCCAAGCGGAAAGCGGUCCCACCUCCACUACUCCCUGUCCGAAACAAACCGAAACGCCAAGUGCCCGCCCCGCCAGUGCCGCCGAGGAGUGCUGGUGCAGCGGGAUCUGAUGAAUUGUUGGUUGUUGCUGCACCUGACUCAGAGCCCACAACGCCUUCCUCUGCUGUGGCCGAGGAAGGUGAUAGUUACAUGCCGAGGAGCUGGGGUGAGCACUCGGGGUCUACUAUGAUGUUUCCCGGAAAUAGGUCCUCAACGAUUUCCACCUUGGUUCCAACUAGCACGCCUAGGCGAGGAAGUCCGUCCCCACCGCUGGAGAAGGGUAGUUCAUCCGAGCGAGACCGCAAUAGACUUUCCAAGAGGAAUGCUGAUGAGACAGAGGAAUGGCAUGCGGCAGAAGAAGCCGAGUUAAGAGCCAAGGUUCCAUGGGAGCCAGAUGAGGCCUUAACAUAAGUGGAGGGGAACUGUUUAUUCUACUAUUCGUAAUCGAUGUUUAUCCUGUUUUCCCCUACUACUUUUAUUCUAUUUUCCUUAUCAGCUUUUUCCAAUUUUCCUUAGUGACUGCCUUUUUUUGGGUGUUAUUUCAUUCCGGGGUAUCAUUGGCAUAUUUUUCCUCUUCCCGCUCAUUGAGCUUUUGUUCUGUUUUGAUGGGUGUGUGCUUAUGCGAUCAUGGCGGAGGCGAUGGGGAUUGAGGG